This is a messenger RNA of Camarhynchus parvulus, 2549 nucleotides long. It is a transcript of the gene SIAH1, whose product is annotated as siah E3 ubiquitin protein ligase 1. Gene Ontology annotation, molecular function: ubiquitin protein ligase activity; zinc ion binding; ubiquitin conjugating enzyme binding. The record is from RefSeq and is a predicted model, not a curated record. The transcript is spliced from 2 exons. Lineage: Eukaryota; Metazoa; Chordata; Aves; Passeriformes; Thraupidae. The coding region runs from base 201 to 1049 and encodes 282 amino acids. Gene Ontology annotation, cellular component: cytoplasm. Gene Ontology annotation, biological process: proteasome-mediated ubiquitin-dependent protein catabolic process; multicellular organism development.
CGAGAGGCCCCUUUGCGGGCUCUUUCAUUUUCUACAACACAAUCCCGAGCCCUUGUGACAGUCCCCGCGUGGUCCCGGCGGCGCGGAGCCCGCGGUGCCCGACCCUCGCUGCCCGGGCACGGCGGGGCCGCCACGACCGCAGGGCCGCGGCAGCGCCAGGGGGCUGAGGGGGGCCCGAGCGGCCCCGGGGCGGCGCAGAAAUGAGCCGUCAGACCGCUACAGCACUACCCACAGGUACCUCCAAGUGCACGCCAUCGCAGAGGGUGCCCGCGCUGACGGGCACCACAGCCUCCAACAAUGACUUGGCCAGUCUCUUUGAGUGUCCCGUGUGCUUUGACUAUGUGCUGCCACCCAUCCUGCAGUGUCAGAGUGGCCACCUGGUCUGUAGCAACUGUCGCCCCAAGCUCACGUGCUGCCCCACUUGCCGAGGCCCGCUGGGCUCCAUCCGUAACCUGGCCAUGGAGAAAGUUGCCAAUUCCGUACUAUUCCCGUGUAAAUACGCCUCUUCCGGCUGCGAGAUAACUUUGCCACACACAGAAAAAGCAGACCACGAGGAGCUGUGUGAGUUUAGGCCUUACUCCUGUCCCUGUCCUGGUGCUUCGUGUAAAUGGCAAGGCUCUCUGGAUGCUGUAAUGCCGCACCUGAUGCAUCAGCAUAAGUCAAUUACGACGCUGCAGGGAGAAGAUAUAGUGUUCCUGGCCACGGACAUUAAUCUUCCUGGUGCUGUUGACUGGGUUAUGAUGCAGUCUUGUUUUGGCUUUCAUUUCAUGCUAGUGUUGGAGAAACAGGAAAAGUAUGAUGGUCACCAGCAGUUCUUUGCAAUUGUACAGCUGAUAGGAACGCGCAAGCAAGCAGAAAACUUUGCUUAUCGACUCGAGCUAAACGGGCAUAGGCGGCGAUUGACUUGGGAAGCAACUCCUCGAUCCAUUCAUGAGGGAAUUGCAACAGCCAUUAUGAAUAGUGACUGUCUAGUCUUUGACACCAGCAUUGCACAGCUCUUUGCAGAAAAUGGCAAUUUAGGCAUCAACGUAACUAUAUCCAUGUGUUGAAAUGGCAAUCAAACCUCUUCAGGCCAGUGUUUAAAACCGUUGCAUUUAAUUUAGCAGAAAUAGGGUAACCAUCUUUGACUGUCAGACAAAUUAUUCGGUAGAUGGAGGGUAGACAUAAAUGAAGGUAAAUAAAAGGAAAGGCUGUUAAAUUACAGGAAGCAGUUGCAUGUAGUAACUAAUAUAUUUAAAAUAAGUCAACAGUAAACCACUGAAAAUAUAUAUACACCCAAAAUGGGCAUCUUUUGUAUUAAGAAUUGAUUCUACAGGAAAUGUUGUAAAAUAAUUCUAAAACUUGUUUGUAGAUUGAUUGUACUGUUGAAAAGGAUACUGUUUCGUGUUUUUGUUUGUGUUUUUUUCCUCUCCCUUUGACUGACAAGCCAUGUUGAGCGGUCUGGUCUCUGGCCGCUGCUUCUCCUCCUCCUCCCCACCCCCCCUUUGUAAGUCACUACAUAGUAUUGCUGCUGUUUGUGUAUAUUUUUUGUGUAUUUGCUAAUUUUUAUUAACUUCUAGUUUUUCAUUAAAUAAAUAUGACUUUCUUUUCUGUAAUUCAGGUUUUUCUCUUUUUUGUAUCUUUUUAAGAUUAAUUACAGGUGUCAUCUUUUGAUAUGCAUAAUUGCUAUGGUAAAACUUAUAUUUCUGUAUGUUUGGUAAAUUUUGUCUCUUUCCAGUAGUCAGUUCAUUGGUGAUACUGUUCUUAAUUGAGCUAUUUGUGAAUGUACUGAACUCGAAAGGAGUGCUUAUGUUCAAAGAUGUGUCAGGAAAGACAGCUCCUUUAAAAACAGGUUUAGAUGUUGUUGUACUUUGAGUUAUCUUCUAACAAAAAUGAAACAAUUAUUAAGAACUUUCCGAAUUAAAAAAAAAUAGCAAUUCACAUUUCAAAUUUAGAGAUGCUUAGAAAAUUGAUUGCAUCCUUGUAUUUGUCAGUUUGCAGUACAAAGGAAGAGUAUUGUAUUACACAAUAUUGUAAUUAUAAAAGCAGACCAUUUGUCUAAAAAGAAAAAGGCAGUAAGAGUGAGAUGUUUUCAGUCUUUUUAUAUUUGUCAUUAAAAGAUUAUCUGGCAAAUGAAAAAAAAACAACACAGCCAACUUCUGCUUUUUGCUUUAGCUCAAAGUUUGACACAUUGAUGCUCUUGCUCAGUUUCUUGUCUUCAUGUUUUUUGGUUGUUACUAAAGCAACUGUCUGGAACUGACUUCUGUAUCUCAUUUUGGUGACAUGAUCCACAUGACAGUGCAGAUAAAUCUCUUCCAGGUGUGACUGACCAGCCCUAAAGGCUUUGGAAGGAUACUGGGCUUUAGGCAGACUGCCUGUAUGUGCAAACCUGAACCACGAAUGUAAAUGGGAUUUGUGUUACAAAACAGGCCCAGACAAGGGCAGGGAAAGCUGUUCCACCUCAGCAGGAAGGAAACCUUUGUCAAAGCAAGUGGUGGUGGCUGUGUCGGGGAGCUGGUCUGGCUGUUGACUACUUUUGUAACACAUUAAAAUACCAUUUAUUUACUGUG